Molecule: messenger RNA, 567 nt
Organism: Limulus polyphemus (Atlantic horseshoe crab)
Lineage: Eukaryota; Metazoa; Arthropoda; Merostomata; Xiphosura; Limulidae
Exons: 4
Coding region: 58-567 (169 amino acids)
Biological process (GO): proteolysis
Molecular function (GO): serine-type endopeptidase activity
Source: RefSeq, a predicted model, not a curated record
AUUGCCAGUUGAAGCAUCAAACCGUGACGGUCCAUUGGUCGACAGAAUUGUGCCGAUAUGAAGCAGCUUCAUGUUGUGUUUGUGGCACUCACGUUCCUCCUGACGGCUCCACAUGCAUUCUCACAAGGAGUUGACCCACACGGAGGUCACGGGUGGGCGAGGGACGACUACGGUGGAUAUAUACUAGGAUCCCAGAACAACUGUGUGUGUGUUCCUCCCAGUCAGUGUAGCAAUAAGUUUAUUACUGCAGACGGUGCUGGCAAUCUAGAGUCACGCAGAAGGUUUUUGCUUUUGAGUGGGCUGAGAGGAACGAGUUGUAAAGAACAUGAGAUCUGUUGCUUAACAACACCCAGGGCAUCACUGAAAUGUGGCAAAAAUAAUCCACAAGGCCUCGGCUCUGGGAUCUUUACAAGCCCGAAGAUUGGCCAUGCUGAGUUCGGAGAAUGGCCCUGGCAGGGCGCUGUACUGAAGGUGGAAAACAAAGUAACUAUUUUCAAGUGCGGAGCUACACUUAUCGAUUCUAGACACGUUCUUACUGUAGCUCACUGUGUAAAAAACUUUACGUAA